Hevea brasiliensis (rubber tree) is the source of this 861-nucleotide messenger RNA. RefSeq lists its product as uncharacterized. The coding region runs from base 331 to 717 and encodes 128 amino acids. The record is from RefSeq and is a predicted model, not a curated record. Gene Ontology annotation, cellular component: dynein complex. Gene Ontology annotation, molecular function: dynein light intermediate chain binding; dynein intermediate chain binding. NCBI's taxonomy places the organism in Eukaryota, Viridiplantae, Streptophyta, Magnoliopsida, Malpighiales, Euphorbiaceae. The transcript has 2 exons. Gene Ontology annotation, biological process: microtubule-based process.
CAGCGCGGAGCACAACGACGACAUCCUCGAUUGCCCACUCGAAAAAGGAAAAGAAACACCCAGAACUUCAUUAUUCUACACCAAGAAACUUUGCUCCUUUUCUGCUCUCCCUCUCUUUCUUGUUGCUUUUGUUACAUCUCGUUUGCUUAUUAUUGUCCUCCUUUCUUUCGUUUUUCCCUUCUAUGAGACUUUUCCUCAACCACUUGUAUGCAUUUGUAGUAACCACAUUAUCGAGCUGUUUGAACCUCCUAGGAAGCUUUUUGUGCUUUUUGUUUUUGAUGUUUUAAGUUGUUUCAGUGAUGAUAUCAUAAGGGAAAAGAAUUGGGUUCAAUGGAGGGAGCAGAAUUGGAAUUGGAAAGGAGAAGCCGGUUCUUGAACAGUUUGAUAGAGAAGAAGAAAGCUAAAGAACAUCAAGAGCAAUACGACAAGCUCAAUGUACGUGUUAGAGCUUCUGAUAUGCCCAUUCCUUUGCAGACUCGAGCUUUUAAGUGUGCUCGUGACCAACUUGACUCCAUGCCUGGAAAGCUCGAUAGCAAACGCCUAGCUCUUGCACUUAAGAAGGAAUUUGACUCCAUGUAUGGUCCAGCCUGGCAUUGCAUAGUGGGAACUAGCUUUGGUUCAUAUGUUACUCAUUCCAUAGGAGGCUUCUUGUAUUUUUCAAUUGACAAGGUCUACAUCUUACUCUUUAAGACAGCUGUUGAGCCUUUAGACCAUUGAUGGUUUGCAAAAUUGAGUGCCACACUCAUUGGCUUAUGUAUGUUUUCAUUGAUAUCAUAGUUUUAUUUUUUUUUGGUAUUUCAAAUUACAGUGUAAUAUUCAAAAUUUUUCAUCUUUUCAGCCAUAGAACUCUCAUUUUUCAUC